This is a messenger RNA of Penicillium lagena, 1188 nucleotides long. Its product is annotated as Vacuolar protein sorting-associated protein 1. Gene Ontology annotation, biological process: peroxisome organization. The coding region runs from base 1 to 1188 and encodes 395 amino acids. The record is from RefSeq and is a predicted model, not a curated record. Lineage: Eukaryota; Fungi; Ascomycota; Eurotiomycetes; Eurotiales; Aspergillaceae. Gene Ontology annotation, cellular component: membrane; microtubule; cytoplasm. The transcript has 3 exons. Gene Ontology annotation, molecular function: GTPase activity; GTP binding; microtubule binding.
AUGCACAUCAAGCAAACGCUUCCCGAUAUCAAGGCCCGCAUUUCGUCCUCCCUUCAGAAGUAUACCUCGGAGCUUUCGCAGCUUGGCGAUUCCAUGCUCGGCAACCCCUCCAACAUUAUCCUGAACAUCAUCACCGAGUUCAGUAAUGAAUUCCGGACAGUCCUCGAGGGAAAGAACCAGGAACUCUCCAGUAUUGAGCUCUCAGGCGGUGCCCGGAUCAGCUUUGUGUUCCACGAGCUGUACUCGAAUGGUAUCAAGGCGGUCGACCCCUUCGACCACGUUAAGGACGGUGACAUCCGGGUGAUGCUUUACAACUCGUCCGGUCCGUCGCCAGCCCUGUUCGUGGGAACGGCCGCUUUCGAAAAUAUUGUGAAGCAACAAAUCAAGCGCCUGGAAGAGCCCAGCAUAAAGUGUAUCUCAUUGGUUUAUGAUGAGAUGGUUCGCAUUCUGGGCCAGCUGCUGAACAAGCAGCUCUUCCGCCGCUACCCCAUGUUGAAGGAGAAGUUCCACGCCGUGGUCGUUGCUUUCUUCAAGAAGUGCAUGGAGCCGACCAACAAGCUGGUUAAGGAUCUGAUCAACAUGGAGGCAUGCUACAUCAACACUGGCCACCCAGAUUUCCUCAACGGAAGCCGCGCGAUGGCCAUUGUGAAUGACCGCCACCACGCCGCCAAACCGACACAAGUCGACCCCAAGACCGGCAAGCCCCUGCCGGCUCGCGCCCAAAGCCCGUCCCUGGAUCCCACCGGGGAGAGUCCCAACGGUAGUGGGUUCUUCGGCAGCUUCUGGGCCUCGAAGAACAAGAAGAAGAUGGCAGCCAUGGAGGCUCCUCCCGCGACGCUGAAGGCCUCGGCCACGCUCUCCGAGCAGGAAGCGAUUGAGGUUGAGCUUCUCAUCACGUCGUACUUCAACAUCACCAAGCGCACGAUGAUUGAUAUGGUUCCCAAGGCGGUCAUGUAUACGCUGGUCCAGUAUGUUUUUCUGCUAUCAUCUGUUUCUCCGGUUACUAACCGAUUCUCUAGAUUUACCAAGGACGAGAUGCAACGCGAGCUGCUCCAAAACAUGUACACCAACACCGACAUGGAAGACCUGCUGAAGGAGAGUGACUACACCAUCCGCCGGCGGAAGGAAUGCCAGCAGAUGGUGGAGAGCCUGGGCCGCGCCAGCGAGAUUGUCUCCCAAGUCCAGUAA